Molecule: messenger RNA, 1518 nt
Organism: Cornus florida
Lineage: Eukaryota; Viridiplantae; Streptophyta; Magnoliopsida; Cornales; Cornaceae
Exons: 9
Coding region: 1-1518 (505 amino acids)
Biological process (GO): proteolysis
Molecular function (GO): serine-type exopeptidase activity; dipeptidyl-peptidase activity
Source: RefSeq, a predicted model, not a curated record
AUGUCGACCUUUCUUACGCUUUUAUUUAAGUGGGUUUCUUUGCUUUCUCUAAUCUCCUCAACCAUUAAUGUGUCUGCAAGUUUAUACAGACUGCCAAGACUCGACCUUUUCGAAGGAGAACGUGGAAAAGAAGUACAAACACAGGCAGAAGAAAAAAUCCCAAAAGAAUUUAAAACCUUUUUCUACACCCAAACACUUGAUCACUUCAAUUACCUGCCUGAGAGCUAUACCACUUUCAAACAAAAAUAUAUGAUAAAUUUCAAAUACUGGGGUGGUGCGAAGAAAAACGCGCCAAUCUUCGUUUAUCUUGGUGAGGAGUCACCAUUGGAUGGUAACAUGUUGAAAAAUAGUGGGCUUCUAAUUGAGAAUAUCCCUGAUUUUAAAGCUCUCUUAAUCUAUAUAGAGCAUCGGUACUAUGGAACAUCAGUUCCAUUCGGAUCAGCUGAAAAAGUAAUGAAGAACGCUACUCUUCGUGGUUAUUUCAAUUCAGCUCAAGCAUUAGCAGAUUAUGCUGAAAUAAUUUUAUAUCUCAAGGAGAAAUUUCAUGCACACUACUCUCCUGUUAUUGUCUUUGGAGGAUCCUAUGGAGGAAUGCUUGCAACAUGGUUUCGGCUACACUAUCCCCACGUCGCCUUGGGAGCUCUAGCCUCUUCUGCACCUGUCCUUUCCUUCUAUAGUCUCAAUCCAGAAGGCCAGUAUUUUUCCAUUGUCACAAAGGAUUUCAAGGAUACCAGUAACAGUUGCUACCAGACUAUAAAAAAUUCAUGGUCUGAAAUUGAUAAAGUCGCUUCUCAGCCAAAUGGUCUUUCAAUACUUAGCCAAAGAUUCCAGACUUGCAAGCCCUUAAACAGUUCGAAAUUGCUAAAGGACUUCUUAGAAAUAAAGUAUGCCGAUGCAGCUCAAUAUAAUGGUCCAACAAGAUAUCCGGUUACUAAGAUGUGUGAAGCCAUUGAUGGAACACCUAAAGGAACUGAUAUUCUUGGCCAGAUAUUUGCUGGUCUCGUUGCCCAUGCAGGCAAAAAAUCAUGCUAUAACAUGACGUCAACACCAAGAAUUGAUGAGGUGGCGUGGCACUGGCAAGAAUGCAGUGAGUUGGUGGAUCCCAUUGAUUAUCGUCGAAAUGAGGACAGUAUGUUUGAAAGAUUGGAUGAUUACAAUUUUAGUAACUUCACCCAAGAUUGCAUUACAGAAUUUGGCGUCCCGCCAAGACCUUAUUGGGCCACAACCUAUUUCGGAGGCCAAGACAUAAGAUUGGUUCUCAAAAGGUUUGGUAGCAACAUCCUUUUCUCCAACGGACUGCAAGAUCCCUAUAGUAUUGCCGGCGGGGUAUUGGAGGACAUUUCGGACACUAUUGUUGCCGUCAAUACAGCUAAGGGAGCUCAUUGGUCAGACUUAGGGGCAUUUAGGAAAAGUACUGAUCCAGAUUGGUUGGUCAAGCAACGAGAAAGAGAGAUGGAGAUCAUCAAAGGGUGGAUCACAAAGUACUAUGCUGAUCUUUCAUCCAUGAAGAAAAAAUAA